Messenger RNA from Rhododendron vialii, 1095 nucleotides. RefSeq names its product large ribosomal subunit protein eL8y. The coding region runs from base 126 to 902 and encodes 258 amino acids. Gene Ontology annotation, biological process: ribosome biogenesis. NCBI's taxonomy places the organism in Eukaryota, Viridiplantae, Streptophyta, Magnoliopsida, Ericales, Ericaceae. The record is from RefSeq and is a predicted model, not a curated record. Gene Ontology annotation, cellular component: ribonucleoprotein complex. The transcript is spliced from 7 exons.
ACUAUAAAAUCCUCCACACUUCCUUCUCGCUGGCUGUCUCUCUUGUUUCUAGGGUUUACCCUUUCGCAGCCGUCCUCGAGCCCUAGUAGCUGAAGCCCGGAAGAGACAGCUAAAACCUCCGGAAAAUGGCCCCAAAGAAAGGUGUCAAACCAGUCGUAGCAGCUAAGAAGAAGCCGGAGAAGGUCGUGAACCCGCUGUAUGAGAAGCGUCCGAAGCAGUUUGGGAUAGGAGGGGCAUUGCCUCCAAAGAAGGAUCUGCAUCGGUUUGUGAGGUGGCCGAAGGGUGUUCAGAUUCAGAGGAAGAAAAGGAUCCUCAAUCAGCGAUUGAAGGUCCCACCACCAUUGAACCAAUUCACCAAGACACUUGACAAGAACUUGGCAACGAGUUUGUGUAAGAUGCUUCUCAAGUAUAGGCCCGAGGAUAAAGCAGCAAAAAAGGAGAGACUUUUGAAAAGAGCUCAGGCUGAGACUGAAGGAAAACCUAUUGAAGCUAAGAAGCCUAUUGUUGUGAAAUAUGGUCUCAACCAUGUCACCUACCUUAUUGAGCAAAACAAAGCACAAUUGGUGGUUAUUGCUCAUGAUGUGGACCCAAUAGAGCUGGUUGUCUGGCUCCCCGCAUUGUGCAGGAAGAUGGAGAUCCCAUACUGCAUUGUGAAAGGAAAAGCUCGUUUGGGCACUAUUGUCCAUCAGAAAACUGCGGCAGUUCUGUGCUUGACCACUGUCAAGAAUGAAGACAAGUUGGAAUUCAGCAAAAUCUUGGAGGCUAUAAAGGCCAACUUCAAUGACAAGUAUGACGAGUACAGGAAGAAGUGGGGUGGUGGUAUAAUGGGUUCAAAAUCCCAAGCCAAGACCAAGGCUAAAGAGAGGGUUCUUGCUAAGGAGGUUGCUCAAAGGAUGGGUUAAGAGAUUGAAUCACAAUUAUGUACUUUGUCACUUGUUAGGACAAGGCAAUUUGAGGGCUUUCUUCAAUCUUGGAAUUUUUUCUAUUUUGUCAGCGUUUUGCGUAAGAAUUGGCAGUUUUCAUUUCCGUUGAGGGCCGGUCGUUUUAAAACUAUAGUAAUGUUUAAUGUAUUAAUUUUGGAGUUUUGCUUCAUUA